This is a messenger RNA of Sinocyclocheilus grahami, 5420 nucleotides long. RefSeq names its product sorbin and SH3 domain-containing protein 2-like. Gene Ontology annotation, cellular component: plasma membrane. NCBI's taxonomy places the organism in Eukaryota, Metazoa, Chordata, Actinopteri, Cypriniformes, Cyprinidae. The record is from RefSeq and is a predicted model, not a curated record. Gene Ontology annotation, molecular function: protein binding. Bases 42 to 4838 code for a protein of 1598 amino acids. The transcript has 25 exons.
AGUGUCCUUCUUCAGAACACAGAUCAGUGGAGAUCUUCAUCAUGAAUACAGAUAGCGGAGGACAUGCUCAUAAAAGAGCAUCCCUGUCGCUCACUCUCUGGCCUGUGAAGAGGGUCCAGAGCGCACCCAACCUGUACACUGCUGCAGGUAGUGAUUCCCAGUCAUCAGAUUCAGAUGCCUGGCGUUCACGCAGUGUGUCUGAGGGGUUAAGGAAUGGAGAUGCCAGCAGCGCGUCCUUGACUGCUAAAGGCUUCCGCAGCGUUAAACCCAACCUACAGGAUAAGAAAUCUCCCACACCGGUCCCCUUGCCGCCCCCUCGGAGAGAGAGCUAUCACAUGACCCCUAACCCCCCAUCUUACAGUUCCCUUGCAAUGCUGUCAGACACCUCCCUCUCUUCCCCACAGAGUAAUGAUGUAAUUUCCUCAGGCUCUUACACCAUCCAAUCUAGUGCCACCUCCUCAUACUCACACUCUAAGACCACCCGGACCUCCACUAGCACCUCUGGAGCCCCCCUCGAGGAGCCCCCCUUUUCCCAACAGGCUAAUGCUAACAGUUUUAUCACUCGGGUUCUGGGGAACAAAUUGUCAUCUUCAGAAUUCUCAAGUGACCAACUAAAUGCAGCACCUAACAAGAUGAACAUGAUUAAAACUGAUCCAAAGUCUAAAACUAAGCCAAAAAGUACAUCUGCUUCCCCACCUCAAGACCCCACUGCUACUUCUGAAACACACGUAGCUUCUCUCUCCAUCCAGUUAGCUCCUCGCAGUCCAGAACCUCAAGCAGAGACCCAGUCAGGGCUUGAGACAAAAUCCAGGACAAACGCAGUGGACCCCGCUGACCCCAUGCGAGCCCCUGUUGUACCACCAAGACCAGCAAGCAGUUUGGUGCGUGAGUUUUCCCCUGUAAGAGGGAGCACCGGGCCGCUCUCUUCUGGACCACCCUCCCCGGAUCCUUCAGCUCGCCGGUCACCGUAUAGCCGGGCCAGUCAGGAUUCCCCUGACUUCCUGUCAGGGCUAUUGCCCAAAGCCCUGUCGCCGACACCCUAUGCCCCUCUGGAACGUUCAGGGCUAAUGUCGGCCUCACCUGUCCCGUCACCAGUAACCGUGUCAGCCCUGAGUCAUUAUUCAUCAUCCACACCUGGGCUGGAGGAGCUGCAGAUCUGCGGCAUGGACUCCUCCCCCGCAGGCACACCCACCCCAUCCCCCACACUCAGCCACGCCUCCAAUGCCCCUGACGAGCUUCCUGCCGCCCCGUCAGCUGCCACAGGCACUAACGGUCAGAUGGCAGUGAAUGGAAGCUCUCAAUCUCAGAGGCCCUUCUCUCCGCCUGUGUACCCACCUCCACCCCCAACCCUCAGCCCAGGCCUGGUAAAGAUCCAGCAAGGUCGUAGUUCAGAGGGUUCAGAGACGGUGAAGAGGGAGACCGUUGUCUCUGGUCAGACAGUGGUCAGUAGCUCUGUGCCCAUCGCUCGUUUCUCAGAGGAAGAGAAGAAGGUGUCCAUCAUAAAAGCGCCCCAUUACGAAGGCAUUGGACCAGUGGAUGAGUCAGGCAUUCCCAUCGCCAUCCGAACGACUGUGGACAGACCCAAGGACUGGUACAAGACCAUGUUCAAACAGAUCCACAUGGUUCAUAAAGCAGAUGAUGACUAUGCAGACACAUAUAAUGCAACAUACGCUGUCAUAAACAAUGAAAAUUACCCUCCUGUCCAUGCCCACCCGCCCCCUCAAACGCACACCUACCGGCCUCUCUCUAGAAAUACCUCAGACAUGCCAGACGGUGCCGUCCACCGGGAGCUCUUGCCAUCUCCCGUGCCCCCUCCACCCCCUCCGAUGCCCUCUCUCCUCCAGCUCCGCUCACGAGACAUGGACAGAGAGAAAGAGUUCUCACACGACCCAAAUGAGUGGGAUCCUCCAGAUCGAAAAGUGGACACACGUAAAUACCGAGCGGAACCACGGAGCAUCUUUGAAUAUGAGCCUGGCAAAUCCUCCAUCCUUGAGCAAGAAAGGCCUAUGUUUGAUUUAAACCCAGAUGACAUAGAUUUAGAGAAUGAGCCUUGGUUUAAAUUCUUUUCCGAGUUGGAGUUUGGACGCCCGCCUCCUAAAAAGAGGUUGGAUUAUAAUCCUGACUACUCCACACAUGCUGUGGCACAGUCAUCCCUCUAUCUCUCACCUUCCGAACGACCUGACGGGACUUCAAGUUCUGCAAGUGACUACAGGAAAAGGCGAAAGUCGGAACCAUCUGUCACUCAAGCCAACACAGGAAGUGAGCAGAAUGCCAGUCAAGUAUUUUCCCGCCCACUGGACUCCAAUAAAGCACAGACACUGACGAAGCCCACCAUACGUUCCUCGCCCUCCUCACCAUCCAGACCCAAAGCUGGAGACGCUAGUGAGUCGCUCUCCUCCUGUAUGAGCUCUCCAGGUAUGGAGCGCCCUUCCUCUCGUCUCUCCUCAGACUCCCUCACUAUCUCCACACCAACCUGGCGUGGCUCCAAGCGCUCCAUCUGCUUCAAGAACGGUUGGCAGACAGGCCGACAUGAAGCUGCAGAGACUUGGAGUAGCGUUGACGAUGAAUCUGUCAUCACUCCUUCAUCACCACGGCUCAAAUCACGCAGCUGUGAUGAUCUGUUGUCUGACGGACAUGGUGCUAAUAAUGACGGGAGAGCGUCCACUUCUGUGACUACCACUCGCUCUGAAAGUGCAGGUUCAUUGCUUGAUGAAGACGCUCCACAGAAGCCUCAAGUAAAAAGUCUUACCUCAUCUCCCAGGGGGCGCCGACAUCACCGGCGUAAGAUGCCACACGAUGCUCCGGGUUUCCUUCAGCUCUACAAGAAAAUGCACCACAUAGACCGAGAGCAGCUAUUGCCCUCAGAGGUGAUUCGUUCUGUACGUGCACGAAUCCUUGAGCUGGAACGGCUGCAACAACAACAGAGGCACAACCUCCAUGGUUGGGCAACUUUCGGUAAUGAGGUACCACGACACAUGGUCCCAAACCGUAUAUCGGUAUAUGAACAGCUCAUCCAGAAAUCCAAGUCCAUGCCAGACCUUGGUGAUGAAAAUGCCCCAUCAGGCACCACCACACCAGGGUCCUCGAGAGCCAGCAGCUGUCCCAAACGACGCUUUUCUGUGGAAUCACUUUUGGAGGAGGAAGAUCCUCCAGAAAGGGCUCGAAGUCCCCCUGAGGGACAGCCAAGACCGGGACCAGACAGCAGUAGCCUGGUGCCAAUUCAUGGGAAGAACCAGAGGCAGCAUCAAGACUACUCAGACAGUGAGCAGGACGCCUGUGCCUCCGAAAUGAGUGACAUCCACAUAGAAGGGUCUUCACUGUGUAGCGAGAGCGACCUGGAUCAUUGCUCACUUACCUCAUCGGAAAGCUUCUUUGGUUCUGGGCGACAUCACCAUCAUGGUCACCAUCAUCAUGGACACCGUUACCACCGCCACCAUCACCUACACCAGAGUGUGGGUCAGAGUCAAGGUUACCAACACCGCCACCUCAUCAGCUCCUGUAAGGGUCACUGCCCAGCAUCCUAUACACGAUUCACCACCAUGCUAAAACACGAGCGACAACAGGAAAGGGCUCGGCAGGAGUCCCACCCUGCCGUUACAUCUCCACUAGCCCAACAGUCACCCAGUGAGUCAGGCCUUUCCAAACUGGCCUUUCUGGUCAGCCCUGUGCCUUUCCGCCGGAAACGAGGCUCCCCGCCGACCCAACGGCGACACUGCAGAAGCGGUCGGCCGAAAUCCAAAACCGCAAUUUAUGAAGCUUUAGAUGCCGCUUUGCAGGACAUUUAUGACCAUAUAAGGGCGGAAAGGGGGCAGGGACCAGCAAGGAUGCCAGAUGAUAGCAUAUUACGGCGGUUAUUGGAGGAGUUGCUACCAGACGUGCCCAAGCGUAGCUCCUCCUUGCGGGCUCAGAGAGGGUCUGGCUCCCCCUCCUCGCUCCAUGUCCACCAGCCUUACCAUGGAGCCCACCAAUGUGCCUCCUACCAGCAGCAACACCACCAUACAGACGCCUCCAACAACAACCAGCAUAAUGCUAAUGCUAAUGUGCACUGCUACUCAGAUCAGGGCUCUGAUACAGGACGUCUCACACCACAAAUCAGAAGACCCACGCCAGAAAGAGAGGUAUCCUCUAAGCAGAUGACCUAUCUUAUAUUGUCUUCUCUCCUCCAUCAGAAACAGUCUGCCAGGGCUAUUUAUGAUUUUAAAGCUCAGUCUGCCAAGGAAAUUUCCUUUAAGAAAGGUGAUGCUGUCAACAUCAUCAGACAGAUUGACAGUAACUGGUAUGAGGGGGAACACAGAGGACGGAUUGGGAUUUUCCCCAUCUCUUAUGUUGAGAAGGUGGCGUCUCCAGAGCGGAGGCAGCCUGUCAGGCCUCCUCCUCCGGCUCAAGUUCAAGAGAUGGGAGAGGCAAUAGCACGAUACAACUUCAAUGCUGACACUAACGUGGAGCUUUCUCUUAGAAAGGGGGAGCGAGUGAUCCUUCUAAGGAAGGUGGAUCAGAAUUGGUAUGAAGGAAAGAUUCCUGGUUCGAACAAGCAGGGCAUUUUCCCAGUGUCCUAUGUCGAUGUGAUCAAGGGCUCUCCUUCCAAGAGCCCCAGUCACCAAGGAGACACGCACACAUACAGGGCACAUAAGAAAAUUACGCAGGAUUCUCAGCAUUCAGGUGGUGACCCCUUCCAAGCUGUGUACAACUAUGUGUCUCGUAAUGGGGAUGAGCUGGAGCUGAAGGAGGGGGACGUUAUUGAUGUUAUCGAGAAAUGUGAUGAUGGCUGGUUUGUGGGUACUUCUCGGAGAACCAGGUUAUUUGGAACGUUCCCAGGAAACUAUGUUAAACCGCUUUAACAAAAAGGAAAAAAUGGCACAAAUAUGGCCACUCAAGUGCCUACUGUGUAGGGCCAACAAGGCACUUCACCUUUGAGAAAGUGUGUGUGUCCAUAUGUGUGAGUGUGUUCACAACCACAACCGUUUUAGCUCUGUCAUGUCCACACAGACAAACCACUGAAGUUUAUUUCACUUUGAGCUCUUUGUUUUUGUGCCAUCACAGAGUCUCCUUGCUGUUCCUUCAUCUGCUAUUCUGACAACAGCACAUUCAUUAAUGUUUUUCCUGUUAUAUUGACAUUUAGUUAUUUUCCAGGAUGCACUAGCUCAGUGUUAGUAUGGUGAGGAUUCAGGCAGUAGAUCAGUAUAAAUGGUAGACACAUGGAAAAGUGUGUCUGAGAAGAAACCUCAGGCAUCAGUGUUCAACUGAGUGUGUGUAUGUGUGUAUUAAACAAUACAAAGUUAAUAGCAAUAGAGACCACUGGUUAUCGAUGAGGAUGGAUAGUUUUAUUAAAAUGAGCUAAAGGUGAAAUCAUGGACAGUUAUGAAAUUGCUCAUUCCCCGUGUGGCCAAAAUAAAUAUGUGAUAAGAACAGAUGUGUUUAAA